This is a messenger RNA of Exaiptasia diaphana, 2775 nucleotides long. RefSeq lists its product as uncharacterized. The transcript has 3 exons. Lineage: Eukaryota; Metazoa; Cnidaria; Anthozoa; Actiniaria; Aiptasiidae. Bases 518 to 1444 code for a protein of 308 amino acids. The record is from RefSeq and is a predicted model, not a curated record.
GAUAAAAGGGGUCAGAGCCCGUUUAUAUAUCACGAAAAAACAAUCAAAAAUCGCUCAAACGCUUCCUCUACGUGAGUUAUCAUACAAAAUACCGAAUCAACAAAAUAACAACAAAGUGACUCCCCGCCUUGACUCACACAAAAGAACGAGUCACAACUCAUUUGGCAAAUGUCAUAUUGCGGCCUCGCUAAUUCACAAGGCUCGAUUUCAUAUUUUUCACAAGUGCGCAUCUGGUGAACUUGUCUACGCACAUGCGCAGUUAGACCACGCGUUUUGGCUCUUGUGAAAAGACACAACGAAUGGAAUAGCGGCGUGGAGCAGCUUCAUGUAGAACGAGAGAUGUUAUAGGUGGUUUACACUUACUGUACACCUAAAUAUGCGUAUGGACCGACUUAGUUGAAAUCUACCGGUCAAUAAGAGGAUUAUAGCUCGUCGAAAAUUGAAUCAGUGACGGUACUGAAUGGUUGCUACAUGAUGUUUUAACGGAGGUAUCAGCACUUCCAUAAAGUGUUUUGCUAUGUUCCUCUCAAGCUUGUCAUCCCUCGAGAUCGGUCUACUUGCCGGAGGCGCCGCCAUUUUGCUGGCGGUGAUCUUUGUUCUCGUCAUUCUACUCUGCAGACAAAAACGAGAAAACAAAAAGUCACAAGCAAAAAGUCCYCGUCAAAAGCGACGACUUCAACACGCUGGUCACCACCACUCGACCAUAGACCUACCUCCUCUCGUCUACAUGGACGGGAUCGGCGCRAGCAAGACAAACAUCAUGGGAAUGAUAGAAAACCCCCUUAAUUCCUUCCCCACUGCCGACAACACCAUGGGAAGCCAGGGGAGUACCCUUAGGAGCCCUGAAUGGAAAAGUUUUGACUCUCUCGGGGUCCCACGAAGUCCUCGCGAGUUUAUGUACUACAUGAGGAACUUGGAACACUCACGAAGCAACAGCCCUGCAACACCACGAAGGUUAAGUGAUAACAACUCGGAGAGUGAUUCGGGAAUCUACGACAUCAAAAUGUUUUCGCCGAGUUACAAAGAYUCCAAAUCCAAGACCACUGGAAGUGAAGGAAAAACUUCUCGAAACGAAAGAAAAGCAUCGAGUGGAAGUGAAAGGAAGACUUCCGGCGGAAGUGAAAGGAAAACUUCCGGCGGAAGUGAAAGGAAGACUUCCGGUGCAUUACGUCAUCCUGCUUACCGAGAAAUGAUGCAAGGAAACUCUUUCCACGUKGUAUGCACCACGCCCUGUACSGAUAUGUCUGAUAGUGACUCAGAGCCUGAGCCUGAAAUCAGCAGCCCUAAAGCAAGAUUAAAGUUUACUACCAUCAUGGAGGAGCAUGGAGGCAGUACGUCGAGCGCGCUGAAUAUCAUAAGUAGAACUGAAAUGCCUCCUACGUAUCAAGAGAGCAAGCAAGCGAGAUUGAAACUGCCAAUUAUAGACCUUGACGAGAAACUGUAAAAAGACGCAAUGACAUAUGGGUUAUUGAAGCAACUUGUAUGUUAUGAUACAAAAAUAACUGUCUAUCAACAAAGAAGGUUAAACAAAUGAGAAAUCUCAACUGAGAGAAAAACUAUUAAAAGGAAACUGGAGGACACUUGCUCAUUUGGAAAGGGCAGUGAACGAACCCUGGACAUUGAUAGAUACCUUUAUUACGCUUAGAACAAUUGUUCCAAUGCAUCUCGUGUUGGUCUCCUGGCCUCUUACCUCGAUUAAAAUGGAGAAGAAUUGAGAAGACGACUAUAUACUUCACAAGUACAUUCUUUCAAUCAUCAAAUUUCAGUUGUACUUAAUGAAGAGUCGCUGAGAAACUUCAGAGAUGUUCUUAUACAUGUUCUAGAUAUUUAAUAAUCAUUCAUGAAGACGACCAUAUAUCAGUAAUCGACGACUAUCGAGGCACGUCGAAGAUUGAAAACAAGGAUAUUUUCACGCUAUCUUCACCUGAACAAAGCUUUGGAAAACACAGAUUUACGCUGUGGGCGGCGUAAAUGGAUAACAAAGAGUUGACAAGAAGAUUUAUGACCAAAUAUACCCAGACUUGAGCACCAUGUUUUUUAUGACCAUUACUCAAGAAUUGAACUACUUUAUGGCGACGAAAAGAUAAUAUGACAACAAAGAGAAAGAGACAAGAAUGAGAAGAAACAAAAUGAAAUACUAAAAAAAGAAAGAAAUGAGAAAAAAAUAUAAAAAACAUUACCAAAUGGCAAAAAACAUAUGUUGGCAGGAAUCAAUGAAAAAACAAAGCAUAACAUAAAAUCAUUAAAUAUGCUCGAGAAGAGUUAACUAUGAAGUAGAAUAGCCACGACUACUUCAAUUUUGGCAUAGAAAACAAAAGUAUUUCCGGAAUUAUUCUAGUUGACAAAAAAAUAAUUCAAGAACUGACAAAGACGUUUGAAUUAUUCUAGUUGACAAAAACUUUUGCAUCCUACUAGUUUGUACUAGAAAAUUGCGCGCAAGUAUCUGAAUAAUGUAGACCUUUCCCCCGUAGAGUAAGCACAAAAAAAACAGUUCAACAUUACCCUUUUCCUGACAUAGCAGUUUGCAUUGCAUGGUGGUCUAGAUUUGUUACACAUAUCUUUUGUUCAUGCUGCUGUUUSUACUGAAGCUAGACCAGAAUGCAACAAUGGUUUAUGUUAAGCAAUGGGUUUCAAUGGUUUCAAUGCAUAAUAUAUACAAAUGUCGCUGGUUAUUCGUGUGUAUAAAGAUAUUUAAUUGUAUUAUAGCGAAGUCUUACGAGUAUGGAGUUUUGUUAUUGCUUUUGCUUUUAAUAAAAACAUGAAAAUUUCAAAUUA